This is a messenger RNA of Serpula lacrymans var. lacrymans S7.9, 902 nucleotides long. RefSeq lists its product as uncharacterized. Lineage: Eukaryota; Fungi; Basidiomycota; Agaricomycetes; Boletales; Serpulaceae. The record is from RefSeq and is a predicted model, not a curated record. Bases 435 to 611 code for a protein of 58 amino acids. The transcript has 2 exons.
CCUUCAUUACUGCUAAUAUGAACAUGACGUGUAAAACUGCCAAAACCAUACUGCCCUUCUUUCACUUUUUGCCGCAUCACCACCUCAGUAUCACAAUCCCCUCCAGCAUGAAUACUUUGUGCACGCUGCUACGGAUCCACCCUGUCUGCAUGGUCUAUAGAUAACGGUUUCUUACGCUGCUCAGUGGUUACCGGUUCUCUGGCUGACUACAUCAAUCUCCCCACUAGGGAAAUCCGGCUCGCUACGGUACUCGACUUGCAAUUGGUCAUUGAUCAUGCUAUGUAUGUCGAAAGGUCAGCGAUCAAACACUCCAAAUCGGAUGCCAGUGGUGAUUCCAAAUGAACGCCGUUUCAAUCCUCUUUCUCUAACUCCGCCAACUCUCCAGCAAUUCAAUCCCCAUUUUUCCAAUCAGUCUUGACGACAAAUCUACAUCCAUGGAGACUUCUACAUCGUACUCGCAUCCUAGGCAGAUCAUCCAGCCAUUUACAACAACGUUAUCCUCCAGUCUGAGCUGCUGUAACAGUUACAAGAAGCAACCCUCUUAUCGCCUUCACCCCGGCUUUUUACGUCUACAGGUGGGGUUGGAAUAUCGAGGUCAUCAAAUACACUGAUGGGCCACUCAAUAGACCGAUUGGGACACUAUGGUUUUGUAGUGCUUGGUCACUCGUCAUCGGUUUCGCUAUUCUAAGUCUCGGCGUUUGCCUUGUGUCCAAAGUAGUAAUGCUUGUCCCACGGCGAUGCAUGGAAUGUACUCCUCCCGAUUCACCCGGGACACUCAUCUGCCUCAAGUCAACCUCAUAACUCGCUCCCGCUGUUUAUUUGUGUCUCCGCUGUCAAUCGUCUCUUUAUCUCAACCUGUUGUUUUUAAUUUACAGCGCAUAUGGACUUUGGCUAAUUCUCUU